Molecule: messenger RNA, 1104 nt
Organism: Annulohypoxylon truncatum
Lineage: Eukaryota; Fungi; Ascomycota; Sordariomycetes; Xylariales; Hypoxylaceae
Product: putative glutathione S transferase
Exons: 3
Coding region: 57-851 (264 amino acids)
Biological process (GO): glutathione metabolic process; L-phenylalanine catabolic process
Molecular function (GO): glutathione transferase activity; maleylacetoacetate isomerase activity
Source: RefSeq, a predicted model, not a curated record
AGAUUGAGAGGUUUCUUAUUCCAAUCGAAUAUCUUCAGUUCAUAACCAUCAACACAAUGGCGGAGAACAUGCAAAACCUAGACCACAUUCUCCAUGUGUAUUUCACUCGAUAUUCCAGCUGGGGAGUCCGAGUUGCACUCAUUCUUGAUUACUUUCAGAUUCCCCAUACGACGAAGGGCUACGGCUGGAACCCGGCAGUUGCUCCACCAGCCCACCUAUCAGGGGGUCUACUUCCCGUUCUACAGCCAGACCCCAGUGAUGAGGGCUUCUUGAUCGGCGACUCUCUGGCCAUAAGCGAGUUCCUUGCGGAGCAGCACCCGCGGCUUCACCUGUGGCCCAGAGAUCUGAAGUUGAGAGCAUUGGCACGAACGGCAGCGGCUCAGAUGCAUUCUGGCUUCAACGUUAUGCGGAACACAUACCACACCAACUUUCUCGGUAAGUAUACUGGGAAAAUUCCCAUCAGCGAAGCUGCAGCCAAGGAAAUCCGGGACAUGGUUGAGCUUUGGAGCAAAGCUCGAGCAGAUACGAAAAAGAGAUUGCAGGAACUUAGUCAGGAAGACGAAGGGUUCUUGUUUGGGACGUUUAGUAUCGCCGAUGCUUUCUUCUGGCCCGUCUUGUGGCGCUUCCGAAGCUACCAGCUUCCCCUAACCGGGAUAAGCGAGGACGGUCUGAAGUGGGUGACGAAGAUGUGGAACGACCCGGUCAUAAAGAAGCAUUCACAUGAGUUUUUCAGGCAGGCACAAGACCCUUUGACUGUCGUUGAGAAAUAUGAGAAUAUAUUUCGGGGGAACCCCAACGUUGAGUAUAGCCAGUUCUCCGAGGACUGGACCUUCAAUCCAACGGAGGCCUAAAGCUUUUACUGGUUUGUUCUUAGAACCAUAGCGUAUUAGUCCCAGUGUUUAAUCAAGACAUACAUACGAUUUCGUCAAUCGUGAAGAGGGCCUAACUUCCUGAAUGACCAAUUACGUGACGGUUGAUGGGAAGAGUUCUUAUGCUGGUCGAGAUGUAACUAGGUAUCUGAGUCUGUGGAUAGUAUGCUUAAUCAUUGCCCUGCACGAAAUUUACAUUAGAAUGUCGGGCUGACCGCCAAGGCUCGCCUUUCCC